Molecule: messenger RNA, 1122 nt
Organism: Arachis duranensis
Lineage: Eukaryota; Viridiplantae; Streptophyta; Magnoliopsida; Fabales; Fabaceae
Exons: 7
Coding region: 1-957 (318 amino acids)
Source: RefSeq, a predicted model, not a curated record
AUGUUUCUUAAUCUUACAGUGCGAUGUGCAUUGUUUGGGGAUUAUGUUAAUCAAGUAAAUCAUUUCCUUGCCUCUGGGUACGUGGAGCAGUCUGUUGUAGUUAUUCAACUUGCAAAAGUCAAGUUCUUUCGGGGUCAAGUAGGUCUUCAAAAUGUGAUGUAUGCCACUCAAAUGUUAUUUAAUCUUGAUAUUCCUGAAGUUGUUGAAUUUAGGCAGAGUAUGGUUGAGCAAGGUAUCAACGGUACCCAGCCACUGUUUAUUGCAAAUGAGGGUAAAGUUGUUAUAUGUGGGGAUACUUAUCCUCCCAUAUUCCAAGGGCUGAUUGGAAAGAAGUUGCUGCUCAAGGUUGAUACCAAAGGUGUCCCACAUGAUACAUUUUAUGGGACUUUCCGAGUUACGAGAAUUUGUGAUGAUUCCACCAUCAUUGCGAUGUUUGAACUUCCCAAUUAUGAUGCUGAUGAUGAGUCUUCUCCCAAAAAGGAGCAUGGCUUACACAAAUCUGUUCCUGCUGGAAAAGCUGAUGUUGGUAUUAAGAAGGAGUCUUCUGAUAGUUUUAUCAAAACUGAGAAAGAUGCUGGUGAUUGUGCUGGGAUGUUGUGUAAAUCCCCAGUUCUUAUAGAUUUUUUGGCUGAAAAACAGCCUGUUAUUUCUGUGGGGAGUGAAUUUGUUGGGUUAAUUGAUGGUGAGCAUGGAAAGGAAGAGAAAACUCCCAGCAAUGAUACUCUUAGUGAUGAUCUUUCUGCUGAAAUCGAUAUAUUGCUUAGCUCAACGGAAAAAGAAACUCAGGAGCUGUUGUCCCAUGUUCUUGAAGCACCUUCCCAAAAUGGAGAGAAGCUUACCCAUGAAAAUCAUGUUGUCACCUCCAAGAGUAAGAGAAAUUUGAAUCCUCAGUUUGAAGAGGUUGCUGUUGAUGCAGAUGGGCGUGGGUUGAAGGUUGCUAAGGUUAAUGGAGUUUGAUUGAAGGUGUGGAAUUGAGCUGCUGUGUGUAGGUGUAGGUGUCUUAUAUAGUUUAUCUAUAAGUAUUUAGGAAGGCUUGUGGUUCCAAAUAGAUGGACAUGCAAUCAUGCUGGCUUGAUGGUAUUUUGAUUUGACUUUUUUGGAUUGUGUCCAACAAAUAGCAUU